GAGAGAGUAGAGAACACACAGGAGAGUAGAAGAAGAGAAGCCAAUUGGAGGGAGCUCUAAAGCCAGUGGCAAGAAGAAGAGGACAUACUUAUCUUUUUUUCCCUUCUCUCUUUCUCUCUCUGAAAGGCCACUUUGGAAUCAAGUGGCAGCUGUUCAGUCCAAGCUGAACUUCACCUGGCUGUCUGUCUCAGCUUCUUCAAGCAGUUUACUCACUGCACUUUCAUACUACAGCAUUUAGAAGAGGUUGUACUGCUACUGGUGGUGGUCAGUCAUCCCAGAAAGAAAGGAGGGAUAGGAUCUGUCGGCUUGUUCCUGCAGUGUGGUGGAGUGCCGCAGGAGAGCAAGAUGCCUGCUGGGAGAAGCGGGGAUGGAGCUGGGUCAGUAGGCUGUGGGAUGGCAGCAGUGACAGCGGCCCCGGGACAGUUUUUUCACUCUGGACUGCGGAUGAUGCUGGCGUGGGGCAUCUUGGUGCUGGUGGCAGGUCGGGGAGGUGUGGAGGCGUGCCCCUCUCCCUGCAGCUGCCUGGGAAACACAGUGGACUGCCAUGGCCUGGGGAUCCACUCUAUACCCAAAAACAUCCCCAGAGGGACUGAGAGGCUUGAUCUGAACGGAAACAACCUGACAGUCAUCAGCAAGACAGACUUCUCUGGUCUCAAACACCUCAGAGUCCUUCAUCUGAUGGAGAACCAGAUCAGUAAUGUUGAGAGAGGAGCUUUCGAUGAACUGAAGGAGCUUGAGAGACUUCGCCUCAACAAGAACCGUCUCAGUCAAUUUCCAGAGCUGCUGUUUCAGAAGAAUGAAGCCCUGUCUCGACUGGACCUAAGUGAAAAUUUCAUCCAGGCCAUCCCAAGGAGGGCCUUCAGAGGAGCCACGGACCUCAAAAACCUUCAGCUGGAUAAAAACCACAUCAGCUGCAUAGAGGAGGGGGCGUUUAGAGCUCUGCGGUCCCUGGAAGUACUCACAAUGAACAACAACAACAUCAGUAGUAUUCCAGUCUCCAGUUUCAACCACAUGCCGAAGCUUCGCACCUUUCGUCUCCACUCUAACUCUCUGCGUUGUGACUGUCACCUGGCCUGGUUGUCUCCAUGGCUGCGGCAGAGGGCGGCUUUAGGCCUCUACACUCAGUGCAGCUCUCCUCCCACGCUGAGGGGCCUCAACCUUGCAGAGCUGCGCAAGAGCGACUUUGCCUGCCCAGGCAACGGUGGCAGUGCCUUCGUCCAGCCGUGUAGCCUGGCAUCCGGCUCCUGUCCUCCUAUGUGUUCCUGCAGCAACAACAUCGUGGACUGUAGAGGGAGGGGCCUAACUGCCAUCCCUGCCCACCUCCCUGAGGCCAUGACUGAGAUUCGUUUGGAGCAGAAUGGCAUCAAGUCGGUUCCUCCAGGCGCCUUCACCUCCUACAAGAAGCUUCGUCGAAUAGACCUGAGUAACAACCAGAUAUCUGAGAUUGCUCCCGAUGCUUUCCAUGGCCUCCGAGCUCUCAACUCCCUGGUUCUGUAUGGUAAUAAGAUCACUGAGCUGCCCAGCGGAGUGUUUGAUGGCCUGGCCUCUCUGGAGCUGCUGUUGCUGAAUGCCAAUAAGAUCCACUGCAUCAGAGCCUCAGUGUUCAAAGAUCUGGAGAAUUUGGCUCUGCUCUCGCUGUAUGACAACAAAAUCCAGAGUCUGGCAAAAGGCACCUUCAGCUCACUGCACAGCAUCCAGACACUCCACCUGGCCCAGAACCCCUUCGUGUGUGACUGUAAUGUGAAGUGGCUGGCUGACUUCCUGCGUUCAAACCCCAUAGAGACCAGCGGAGCACGCUGCGCCAGCCCUCGCCGCCUCGCCAACAAACGCAUCGCACAGAUCAAGAGUAACAAGUUCCGCUGCUCUGCCAAGGAGCAGUACCACAUCCCAGGUACUCAAGACAGGCGUCUGAGCUAUGAGUGUAACAGUAAGCCAGUGUGUCCUGCUAAGUGUCGCUGUGAGGCCAACGUGGUCGACUGCUCCAACCUCCGCCUCACCAAGUUCCCUGAACACCUGCCCUCCUCCACUGAAGAGCUGCGUCUCAACAACAACGACCUUUCCGUGCUGGAGGCCACCGGAGCCUUCAAAGGCCUGUCGCAGCUCAAGAAAAUUAACUUGAGCAACAACAAGAUCUCCGAGAUUGAGGAUGGGGCGUUUGAAGGUGCAUCCUCUGUGGUGGAGCUUCACCUGACAGCCAAUCACCUGGAGUCUGUGAAAGGGAGCAUGUUUAGAGGCAUGGAGGGACUACGCAUGCUGAUGCUGAGGAACAACAAGAUCAGCUGUAUACAUAACGGCAGCUUCACGGGUCUGGCCAACGUCCGGCUGCUGUCCCUCUAUGACAACCAGCUGAGCACCAUCCUGCCCGGAGCCUUUGACACGCUGCCAAACCUGUCCACGCUGAAUCUUCUGGCCAAUCCUUUUAACUGUGACUGCCGUCUGUCCUGGUUCGGGGCGUGGCUUCGGAGCCGGCGAAUCGUGACGGGGAAUCCUCGCUGCCAGGCCCCUGCCUUCCUCCGAGAGAUCCCACUGCAGGACGUAGCUGUACCUGACUUCCGCUGUGAGGAUGGCUCUGUUCUGGAGGACAGCAGCUGUGCCCUGGGGCCGCAGUGUCCCAGCCAGUGCACCUGUAUGGACACAGUGGUCCGCUGCAGCAACAAACACCUGCAGGCUCUCCCCAGAGGACUGCCCCGCAACGUGACCGAACUGUAUCUGGAUGGUAACCAGUUCACCAGUGUUCCUAAGGAGUUAGCCACUUUCAAAUAUCUGCAGCUUGUAGAUUUGAGCAACAAUAAAAUCAGCUCCCUGUCUGAUGACUCCUUCUCCAACAUGAGCCAGCUCACCACUCUGAUCCUCAGUUACAACUCUCUACGCUGUAUCCCUCCUCUUGCACUGAGUGGCCUGCGCUCUCUGAGACUGCUCUCUCUCCAUGGCAACGACAUCUCUGAGCUGCAGCAGGGCAUCUUCAGCGACGUGGCCUCCCUGUCUCACCUAGCGAUUGGAGCCAACCCUCUGUACUGUGACUGUCGCCUUCUCUGGCUCUCAGACUGGGUGAAGAGCGGCUAUAAGGAGCCAGGUAUCGCCCGCUGUGCCGGUCCCCGUGGUAUGGAGGGCAAGCUGCUGCUCACCACUCCCGCCGACAAGUUCCAGUGUCUGGGUCCGGUAGAGGCGUCUGUUCAGGCCAAGUGCAGCCCAUGUGUGGCCUCUCCCUGCCAGAACCAGGGUGUCUGUCAAGUCCACCACACAGAACUGUACACCUGUACCUGCAAGUCUGGCUUCACGGGUAAACACUGUGAGACUCCAGUUGAUGCUUGUGUCAGUAAUCCCUGCACUAACGGAGGAAUCUGCCUCAGUGAUGAGCAGACCCGGGGGUUCAGCUGUGCAUGUGCAUUUGGUUUCCAUGGUAUGUUCUGCGAGGUGAACGUGGACGACUGUCAGGACCACGGAUGUGAGAACGAUGCCACCUGUGUGGACGGAGUGGGCAACUACACCUGCUUGUGUCCUCCAAACUACACAGGCCUGUUUUGUGAGGAAGAGGAGGGUGUGUGUUCUCCAGGUAGAAACCCCUGUCAGCAUCAGUCCACCUGCGUCAGCACUCAUAUCGGCCCCAGGUGUGUGUGUAUUCCAGGCUGGGUGGGGCCAGACUGCAGUAUAGAUUAUAAUGAAUGUGUGGACCAUCGCUGUCAGAAUGGAGCUCAGUGUGUCGACCAUCUGGACGGCUACAGCUGCGUCUGUCCACAGGGAUACAGUGGUACAUUUUGUGAGGUGGCCCUUCCUCUCCAGUCACUCUGCCGUGUGGCUCAGUGUCAGAACAGCGCCCCCUGUGUGGAGAAGACAGGGACUGCGGUCUGUCAGUGUUUGCCAGGCUUUGAGGGUCAGAGCUGUGAGAAGCUGGUCAGUGUUAACUUUGUCGACCGAGAUUCUUAUGUUCAGCUUCAAGAUGUAAAGAACUGGCCUCAAGCCAACAUCACACUGCAGGUGUCAACAGCAGAGGAAAACGGCGUCUUGCUCUAUAACGGAGACAACGAGCCAAUCGCUGUGGAGCUCCAUCAAGGUCAUGUAAGGGUCACAUAUGACCCUGGGAACCAGCCUGCCACUGCUAUCUACAGCACUGAGACGGUGAACGACGGGCAGUUUCACACUGUAGAGCUUGUGACGUUUAAUCAUAUGGUGAACCUGUCUGUGGACGGAGGAGAGCCGACAACUCUGGACAGUCAGGGCCGGAGCCAGCUGGUGACGGGGGAGGCGCCUCUUUACGUUGGAGGUAUGCCUGAGGAGGUGAUGCCCGCCUCUCUGGGUCUCUCGUCUCAGACCCUCAACACGUCUAGUUUCCAUGGCUGCAUCAGGAACCUCUACAUCAACCACGAGUUGCAGGACUUUACCCGCAGCCACAUGAAGCCGGGGGUGGUGCCCGGCUGUCAGGCCUGCCGCAAACUCUACUGUCUGCAUGGCAUCUGCCAGCCCAACGCUGCUCAGGGUCCCCAGUGUCACUGCCAGACAGGUUGGACAGGACAACACUGUGACCAGCCAAUAACAGGAGGCCUUACUGGAACGGAUGUUGUCACCACAGCAACUGGUGUCAACCCGUGUGAAGGCAACAAGUGUGUGAAGGGUGUGUGUGUGGCACUGGACGCUAAGACGUACCGCUGCGACUGUGAGGAGGGAUAUCGCGGUGCGUUGUGUAACCUGCAGGGGGAGUCAGCUGGUUCGUGCCAGGGUCUACAUUGUUUGCAUGGCCAGUGUCAGAAGACAGAGGAUGGAGAGCAUUGCGUCUGUGAGCAGGGAUACACCGGAGAGAGCUGUGAUAUAGAGUCCCCGUGUCGAGGUGAGCCGGUGAGAGAUUACCACCGGCUGCAGCACGGGUCCGUCCUCUGCCAGACAUCCAAGCCUUUCUCCUGGGUUGAAUGUCAGGGUCGGUGCCAGGCGGGAACCGAGCCGACUGCCACCGUCGCUUCCUGCUGCGCUCCUCUGAGGGUACGACGUCGGCGUCUCACCUUCGAAUGCGACGAUGGAACCUCAUUUACGCAGGACGUGGAGAAGCCUGUGGAAUGUGGCUGCAAGGAGUGUGUGUAGUACUGUGGAAGUAAUGGUGCGCACAUACACACAUGCAGACACACACACGUCCAAGCACAACACACACACACACACACACACACACCAAGGUAAAGAGGUUCACACACUGUAGGGAUUCUGUCACUGAUAAAUGGAUAUUUUUGUGUUUGUUUUGUGUGUUUUUGCGCACAGACGCCGUUUUGUAACAUAAGACAGUUCUUCCCUCUUUAAACAUGAAAUCAACGAGUCAACCUCAUCGUCAUCUUCCUCCUCUCCACCUGCUCCAGGCAGGAGAACCUGUGUGCUAACUACCUAACUCCAGCU
Micropterus salmoides (largemouth bass) is the source of this 5373-nucleotide messenger RNA. RefSeq names its product slit homolog 1b (Drosophila) (gene slit1b). NCBI's taxonomy places the organism in Eukaryota, Metazoa, Chordata, Actinopteri, Centrarchiformes, Centrarchidae. Gene Ontology annotation, biological process: negative chemotaxis; axon guidance. Bases 346 to 5070 code for a protein of 1574 amino acids. Gene Ontology annotation, molecular function: heparin binding; Roundabout binding; calcium ion binding. The record is from RefSeq and is a predicted model, not a curated record. The transcript is spliced from 38 exons.